CCCCGGGGCUUGUGGAGGGCCGGACCAGCCACUCCCACUGUUCUGUUCUGUUCUGUUCUAUAGUUGCAUGAGAAACAGCGAGAGACAGAGGCGGAGCAGAGGAAGAGAGAGAGAGGGAGGGAGGAGCGUAGCUGCGCUGAAGCCGAGCCUCUCGAUGCUUCAGCACGCAGAGUGGAGCAGACGGCAACAGCCACACAAACACACUCUACACACCGCCACCACCACACACAGCAGCGGGAAGCAAGCCGUCAGGGAGAGAGAGCUUGAGAAGAAAGAGAGGGAUCGCAGAGGGGAAGAGAAGAAAAGAGUUGGAGGAGGCACCUUGUGGAUCAGAGGGAUUUUCCUCCGUGUGGAUCGGACUAUCUGCUGCUUCCUGAGCGAGAAGCUUUUUUCUUUCUGCUCAUCCUCCACGCCGGGCUCCAGCAGUAUCUACCUAUCUAUCCCCGGAGCUUAACAAAAGAGGGAGGGAGUGAGAGAGAGAGUCACAGCUUCAGCUCCAGACCACCCUCUCUCCUCCUCCUCCUCCUCCUCCUCCUCCUCCUCCUCCUCUCUCUCUCCAGCUCCACAUCCAUGUGUGAGUCCAUCGCUGAUUUCUCUGUGUUUGGAGGACGGCGUGUGUUCUCCAGGAUACAGCCGAGCUCCCGGUGGGAUCAGGGUCUCGUCUGGUGAGAGAGAGGACGAGACAGGAAACGGAUACACAGGAAGAGAGAAGAGACGGAGAGGGAGACGAGAGUCCGAGACGCCGGGAAGCAAAUUGAGGGGCAUGUUGAGGGCAGCAGGGAAGAAGAGUGGCUCUGAUUUUUAGAGCGGAGAGUGCAAGGAACCGGCAACCGGAUCCCAUCCAUUCCUCCCUCCUCAUCGUCCUCUCCUUCUUCUCUCUCCUUUUACCCUCUCUCUGUCCUGCUCUUCAGUUCUCCCUAUUGUUCCUUGUGUUGCCUCCUAUCAUCCUUUUUAGUAUCUUCCUUUCCUCACCUCCUUCUUGCUCUGGAUUCCCUCCCUGUCUCUCUUUGUGAGGUUCCCUGUGAGCUCCCAGACAAGUAGACAGACUCAAAUCCAAAGUACUACCUGUCCUCCUAUCCCUCCCUUCCUCUUCAUCACACGCUCCUCAGUAAGAGGAGAACAUUGUCUCUCGGCAUCCUCUAACCACUCUUGGAAAACAGUCGUGAGGACGAUCUCGGAGCCACUCGGAGUGAGCGUACUCCACCUGCGAGCGUCUAUCUCCAGCCUCCAGGACCUUCAGGUGGAUUCCAGCUACAUGGGAAAACGUUUGGAGCAGCAGCCAAUGUACCCCCACUACACCUACUACUACCCCCAUUAUCUCCAGACCAAGCAGUCCUAUGCACCUCCUCCUCAGCCCAUGGCUCCGCCCAGCCCCGGCACCAAUGGAGGAGGAGGAGGAGGUCAUCAUGGAGGAGGGCUAAUGGAGCAGCUUAGUAAGACCAACCUGUACAUCAGAGGCCUUCCACCUGCCACCACCGACCAGGACCUCAUCAAACUCUGCCAGCCAUAUGGGAAGAUUGUGUCAACGAAGGCCAUCCUGGACAAGAACACCAAUCAAUGCAAAGGAUAUGGCUUUGUGGACUUUGACAGCCCUGCAGCAGCCCAGAAGGCUGUGGCCUCGCUCAAAGCCAGCGGAGUCCAGGCACAGAUGGCGAAGCAACAGGAGCAGGACCCCACCAACCUUUACAUCUCCAACCUGCCGCUGUCCAUGGACGAGCAGGAGCUGGAGAACAUGCUGAAGCCCUUCGGUCACGUCAUUUCCACACGGAUACUGAGGGACGCCAACGGCCUGAGCAGAGGAGUCGGCUUCGCUAGGAUGGAGUCGACAGAGAAGUGUGACGUGGUGAUUCAAAACUUCAACGGGAAAUUCUUGAAAACGCCUCCAGGCAUGACAGCCCCUGCAGAGCCGUUGCUGUGCAAGUUUGCUGACGGAGGCCAGAAGAAGAGGCAGACCCAGGUCAAAUAUCCCCAGAAUGGCCGACCGUGGACACGGGAAGGAGAGAGUGGUAUGACGUUGACGUACGAUCCCACCGCGAUGCAGAACGGGUUUUACUCUUCGCCAUACAGCAUCUCCACCAAUCGGAUGAUUGCACAGACGUCAAUCACGCCCUUCAUCGCUGCUUCUCCCGUCUCUACAUAUCAGGUCCAGAGUACAUCUUGGAUGCCACAUCAACAGUAUGUUAUGCAACCUACGGGCGCUGUGAUCACCCCGGCAGCAGCUAUAGAGCCCAGUUUGUCUCUUCACCCCUCCAGUGUAAUGGCUCCUCUUAGCCAGCAGAUGAACCACCUGUCUCUGGGCACCACGGGCACCUACAUGCCUGCUGCAGCGGCUGCUCCUAUGCAAGGAACCUACAUUCCCCAGUACACUGCAGUGCCUGCCUCUGCCAUCACAGUGGAAGGUGUGGUGACGGACCCUUCUUCACAGACAGCCGCCCCAUCCUCCCAGGACGCCAGCGGGCAGCAGCCUUUAUCGGUGGAGAAUACAGGAGAUCAUGCCACAGCCUACUCGUACCAGCAGUCUAAAUAAGAAGAUUGGUGGGAAUCAUUGCUGCAUUGCCUUUAGAAGGACUGCACUGAGGCGCCGGAGACACAGAGAGAAUCAAAAAAAAGGUGACGUGGCAACACUAAGGGGAGAAAGCUUCCACUGUGCACAGGCACCAAAUAAAAGACAAAAUGAAAAAAAAAUCAAUUAUAUUUCUUACCUGGUUGAACCAAGAAAAAGACAAAGGAAAAAAAGAAUUGAUGGUUUGCUGAACUUGAGGACAAUGAAAUCAAACGCAGUCUGCAACUGUGAGUUUAUCAUUUCUCACUGUGAGACUGGACUUUGCCUCCAAAGGAAAAAGAGAAGACAGACUGAAAUCUAAACUCAACCAACAAGCUGUACAGAAAAUAGAACAUUUGAAUGUGCAGGUAGAUUUUCAGACUUUUUUAUUAAAAAAAGGAAGGAAGCAAAGUCUAGAAAAAAAACAGGUUGUCUUCCUUUGAUAUUAAGCUACAUUAUUUUCAUUCUUUUUAUUAUUUGAGUAGUUUUCUAGAAUAUCAAUGUUUUCGUAAAUCUUUAUUGCCUUAAUUUUCUCAAACUUUGGGGAAAAAGUUUCCAUAGUGUUGAAUAAUUAAAUAAAAGAGUGGUUGAAUGAUUUGAGAGCUUCCUGGAGAGUUCCAAGAGAUGAAAUCUACAAAGCUAUUUGUACAGGAUUUUAAAAAGAAAAGUAGUAAUUGUAUGAAGAUGAUUUUAAAUGAUGUGGUGCGUUGCAGCUGACGUUUGUUGGUAGGGAAGACAAAUUCUUUAAUGCGACUUGUGGGAAAGGUCAAUCCACUGCUUCCUGGAAAAUGCAGCUAGGUUUAAUCAUGGGAUAAAAGUUCUGUUUCUCCAUCACAUUUGUAUUUUUUUUUGUUGUGUUUUUGCAGUCUUUUUACUUUCAAAAAGUUUUUGCUUUGCCUGCUUUGCUUGUCUCACUGCAGAAAGAAAAGUAAAAAAGGAACAUUUCUGACUGACAAAAAAGCAGAAAGAAAACGCUAGGAUUUUUAAAUGUGCAAAAAGCAAUAGUUUUAGUAAAACUGUUGACAGUUUCUUGAGUCUUUCUUAACCGUUGAACAAAAGCAGCCAACAGGUGGCAUAUUUUAUACCAAAGAUGAAGAAACUAGGUAGUGAAGAGAUCUUUCUUAUGUUGCUUUUUCUUUAUUUUUUCACCUCUGAAACUGAGAUUUUUCUUGCUUGUCCUGCUGCUGGCGUGUGAGCUGAUUUUAUCCGUGACUGAGAACAUGCAGUAGAUCUUUAACGCAACUGCCUCAACCAGAAGAGUGUUUUGAGAUGUUUUGUUUGUUGAGUGAUCAUUUGUGGUGGUGAUCUAAAAUGGUGCUGUAACAUCUGUCGAGAGACCAGGCACCCUGUGGUAUGGAGAAAGUGGAGGAGGUAGGUAUGUUACUGGGAAGUUGGUAUAGUAUACUUUAGUGGUAAAGAGGCUGAAAACGCAUUAUAUCUUGUGGGAUAUUGGUGUGUACAUUUUAAACCUGUGUACACACCCAAAAACACCCUCUUCAGGCUGCAUUGACCAAUCACAACUCCGACACUGAGAUGCUGUAACUCAUUAUGACGGCUAGCCAGAAUGUUGUAGAUUGAAUUAUUUUGAAAUGCUUCUUUAGUCUCAGUCCAUAAGACAAACUGUUUUUACGCCGCCGUCUUGCCAAACACAAGCCAUUUAAAAUGUGAGCAGGGCGAUGAUUUCUGUUAGAUGAAAGGGCAUUUCUGUUGAACAAAAUCAUUUCAGCUUAUGUAUAUUCUAAAAGAAACGAGGAGAGAUGUUUUUUUUUUUCUUUUUGUGUUGCCUUUUUUGAGAAUUGAUUAUGAUGUGUGAGCUGCUAAACACUUUUCAUUAUUGGGGAUUGAGGCAGAUGUGUGUUGGCUGGGUGUGGAAGAGGUAUACCUCCAGAAUGUCGAGCGAUUCACCAUUUGAAGCCAAGAUAAAGACAGUUAAUUGUUAUCCAUGACUUGAAGUCUUGUGCCUCUUUUCAUGUUCCCGGUUGCAGUUGAGUACUUCUCUCUUCUUAGAUAGGUCAAAACCAGUUAAUAAGAAUCUGCAUUAUUUGUACGGAGUACGAGGGCAUCAGUUGAGAACCAAAACUCCUCUCUGGACUUUAACUGGCUGACGCAGGCUCCGAGGUCACACCCUUGAAGCCCCACCUACCUGACCCUCCACCAAUGAAAAGAAGCGAAUGGAAACGUGGGAACAGACGGACACAGAAAAACUCGUGGUUCAACCAAAAUCAAGCAGAUUCAAACCUCUAUGGGAGAAUAAAUUAUUGAGAGAAGAGAGAAAAUAGAGAAAAGCGAGAACAAAAGUAAUAUUUAUGAGAUCUCUUUUUGUACAGGUGUGUAAAAGAAGAUGCAACAGAAAUAACUUUGAUGAUGCUAUUUUUUUAUUUGCUUGGUCACAUGCCUCCCAUGUCUUUCAAAUUGUGAUUCUGAGAGUGUCUGUAGAACCAGUGGAUAUUGCUGUAGUUUCAAAUGUCUCUUUUCUUUUUGUUUUCUUUUUAGACAAAUCUUUCAAUAAAAAAAGAAAUGUUUCAGUCAAUACUCAUCUUGUAUAUUCUGCAGGUACAACGCAGAACCACUAGAGUGCACUGUAGUACACCGUGUGUGUGUGUGUGAUUUUAACAAGUCAGCAGGGAAUUUACAGAUGCUAAGUGGACACAGAUAAAACAGAGGCAUUUAGAUUUAAACAGGCGCCAUUGUACUUUAAUAUAUCCUCUGUUGAUGAAUAAAUUCGAUUUAAAAAAUGA
Messenger RNA from Sebastes umbrosus (honeycomb rockfish), 5280 nucleotides. Its product is annotated as RNA-binding motif, single-stranded-interacting protein 3-like. Gene Ontology annotation, molecular function: mRNA 3'-UTR binding; poly(A) binding; poly(U) RNA binding. Gene Ontology annotation, cellular component: nucleus; ribonucleoprotein complex; cytosol. The transcript is spliced from 14 exons. Lineage: Eukaryota; Metazoa; Chordata; Actinopteri; Perciformes; Sebastidae. The coding region runs from base 1256 to 2527 and encodes 423 amino acids. The record is from RefSeq and is a predicted model, not a curated record.